AUGACUGAACUUAAGUGGAGAAAAACGCUGCUGGAGACACCCUCAGGAUUCGCCCUGUUUGCUGUUGAUGAAGAUGUACUCAAAGAACCUGAUGAUAUCUGGGUGUAUUUCAAGAAUGUAUCUACUGCAAAACAUAUUAUGUUUCGCCUUGGUGAUGUACAGUUUGCUGACAAAAGUGUUGCUUGGGAUGGUCAGACACAACCUAGCAAGGACCUUAUUCGUCUAAUUCGAAAAUCCUUCAAGAGUAAAAAGGAUCUAAUUGUUCAGAGUGCUGAACUUCAAGCCGUUAUUAAGGAAAAGUUGCUUCAUAAUAAAUUCAUAUCAGAAACUGGCUUGUUACGCUAUGUGGACACAACUUUAGAGCAAGUUCCCAAUACAUUGAGGGAGUCAUUUGAUGAACAUGUUUGUAGAAUUGGUGAAAGUAUUGAGGAUGACUUAGACUACGCCAAAGUCCUUGCAAGGAUUCUUGUUCCUGAGUUGGCACCACAAUAUGAUUUUUUGAAGAUGUUCCCAUUGGACUUAGCACUAAAGAUCGAAGAAGCAUAUAAACAUGCAACUAAAUAUCGAUACGAAAAGCUUUCCAUGCACGACAGGGAAAUCAUUAUGGGAGCUCUUAGUCACCUAUUGGCUGUUCCUAAACAAAGAAAUGAGAUUAUGAUCCGUGUCAAGCGUAUGCAAUCAGAAAUGACAUAUCAUUUUAGGACAUUUGAAGGUACACAUGAAGAACCUAUAAGGGAACCUGCCAAUUUGAAGGAUUCAACAUAUAGGAGGACACUCCUUGAGACUCCUUCUGGUUUUGCCAUUUUUUAUAUUUGUGAGGAUGUCUUUGAACGGCCUCAGCACAUAUGGACAUCGUUUAUCACUGAAAUGGAGGCACUUGGGGUUGUCUUAGCUCUCGGUUUCGUAAAGGUUCAUGACAAAUCUAUUGUCCGGGAUAGUUGUCAUGGUCCUGGUCAGGAUCUGAGCAGGCUUAUUCGAAAGCUAUGUCCGCAUAAAACUAAAUUGAUUGUUCAAGAUGAUGAUCUUAAAUCUGUCAUUGAGGAGAAACUUCAUGUCCUGCAUGAAUUUAUUCCCCAAGAAAAGGGCAAUUUAACUGAAGACUAUUAUCUACCAAUGAGCAAGGGAUUGCAAAAUGUGUUACAAUCAUAUGGUAUCAGUGUCUCACUAGGACAGAUGUGCCUCAUCUUCCGUCAGUCGUUCGACCGUCAUGUUUCUUGUAUUGGUAAAUUGAUUGAAGAUCAUGUGGACUAUGCAAAAGUGGUUGCACAUAUCCUUGUUCCUGAGUCCGAACAGAAUUUUGAUGUCAAGUCGCUUUCAAGUGAUCUGGAAGGAAAGGUGGCUGAGGUUGCAACAAAGGAUGGAGAUUUAAUUGGUGAUAAGAAUGCGAAUCGUGCAGAGGAUGUUGACCUAGGUUUGCAGUACGAUUCAGAUUGUCUGCCUGAAGAGGAGGACGACAAUAAUGGGGGAAGCUCAUCUAGUAAGCGUCCUGCUGCUAGCAAGCCUAAAAAAGUGAAGAGAACUAAGCGUGAUGAUAGUGCGAUCUCAGAGGUGACUCAUAUUCUGCGUGAUAUGUCUGACACCAUGCGCUUCACUCAUGUCACUCAUCCAAAUGAAGAAUUAUUCAAGACAAUUGAUGCUAUGAAAGAGUAUCCAUUAUUUGCUCGACUUGAAUUACAAGAGUAUCUUGCAAAUAAUGUGAAGACUGUUGCUAUGCCGAAGGGAAGACCAUUGGAGGCCAUCAAGGAGUACGUCGAGAGAUGGUUUGUUAAAAACUAUCCACCUCCGAUGAUUUGA
Molecule: messenger RNA, 1794 nt
Organism: Miscanthus lutarioriparius
Lineage: Eukaryota; Viridiplantae; Streptophyta; Magnoliopsida; Poales; Poaceae
Source: the annotation of a GenBank genome assembly